GGUAAAUAAAUAGCAACCAUGAAUGACUUCUUCGAUUCGGACCCAACUCCACCGCCAGCGCUAUCCAUGGCGGCGACAACGACGGCGGUGGCGAAGUCGGAUCCUCGCAUCCGCCAUGCCCAAGCAAUCAAAUCCCCGGCCACUGAUCGUUCUGUUUACAACAGUCUCAUCACUCUCUACUCCAAGUCAAAUUUGCUCCAUUACUCUGUUCGUCUCUUCGAUCAAAUCCCAUUUCCCAGUGUCGUUUCUUGGACUGCUUUCAUCUCUGCUCAUUCCAACACAUUCCUUUCUCUUCGCCAUUUUGUUUCUAUGCUCAGAUACCCAGUUUUUCCCAAUCAACGCACAUUAGCUUCUCUUUUCAAGACCUGCGUUUCUCUCUCUUGUGUCUCUUUCGGCCUUUCUCUUCACUCCCUUGCCCACAAACUCUCACUCUGCAGCGAACCCUACUCUGGCUCUGCGCUUGUGAAUUUCUACUCCAAAUGUCGGUUGCUCGAUGAUGCUCGUAAGGUGUUCGAUGAAAUUUCUGACAGAGACGAGGUUUGCUAUUCUGCCCUUGUCGUUGGUCUAGCGCAAAAUGCGCAGUCCAUUGCCGCAUUGUCGAUGUUUAGGGAGAUGAAAGCUUCUGAUGUUGCGUCCACGAUGCAGAGUGUUUCGGGGGCUCUUCGUGCUACGGCUGAUCUUGCUACGUUGGAACAAUGCAGGGUUUUACAUGCGCACGCUGUGGUUACUGGAUUGGAUACGGAUGUGAUUGUUCAAACUUCUCUGAUUGAUGGGUAUGGGAAAUCGGGGCUGAUAAUCGAUGCACGACAGGUGUUUGAUGAAAAUUUGGGAUGUAUGAAUGUUGUGGGGUGGAAUGCAAUGUUGGCAAGUUAUGCACAGCAGGGAGAUAAGAACUCCACGCUUUUGCUAUUCAAUUCAAUGCAAGCUUUCGGGAUGUCUCCUGAUGAAUACAGCUUCUUAGCCAUUCUGACAUCAUUAUGCAGUUCAAGUUUAGUUAGUGAGAUUGAACUGUGGCUGAGAAGAAUGAGAGUGGAGUAUGGAGUGGAACCUACACUAGAGCAUUUUACUUGUCUCAUAGAUGCAAUGGGAAGAGUUGGGAAAUUAAAAGAAGCUGAGAGGGUAGCCAUGACAAUGCCUUUCGUGCCAGAUGCUGCGGUUUGGCGUGCAUUGUUAUCAAGCUCUGCAAGCCAUGGUGCAGGCGAUAUGGCAUGGACGAUGGCGAAACGGUUACUGGAGAUUAACCAGCGUGAUGACUCGGCUUAUGUGAUUGUUGCCAAUGCUCUAUCUGCUACAGAGAGAUGGGAGGAAGUGGCAGAAGUGAGGAAGCUGAUGAAAGAAAGAAAAGUGAAGAAGAAAAGUGGGAGAAGUUGGAUUGAAGUGAGAGGGGAAGUUCAUGUGUUUCUAGCAGGGGACAGAAACCAUGAAAGGAAUGAGGAGAUAUAUGGAAAGCUAAGAGAGCUGAUGUGGGAGGUAGAGAAGCUUGGGUAUGUUCCAAUUUGGGAUGAGAUGCUUCAAGAAGUAGGGGAAAAGGAAAAGAAGGAAGCGCUUUGGUAUCACAGUGAGAAAUUGGCGCUGGCUUAUGGGAUGCUGACCGGAGUUGCACCACCUGGAAAAGCUCUGCGGAUUGUAAAGAAUCUAAGAAUAUGCAGAGAUUGUCAUCAAGUUUUCAAAUACGCAAGUAGGGUGCUGAAGAGGGAGAUUAUAGUUAGAGAUAUAAACAGAUACCAUAGAUUUUCAAAUGGUAGUUGCACCUGUAAAGACAUCUGGUAAAGAUGUAGCCAAAUAAAUCCCCAAAUAUGAAUUGGAAAGAGGAUGUAAUUUAAUUUCAUCAUAUUCAUUAUAAGAGAACGGAACCUCGAGAGCUGAGCGCCAAAAACCGGCUCGGUGAAGGAACUUGGCAAUUCAUUUUUU
Benincasa hispida (wax gourd) is the source of this 1911-nucleotide messenger RNA. NCBI's taxonomy places the organism in Eukaryota, Viridiplantae, Streptophyta, Magnoliopsida, Cucurbitales, Cucurbitaceae. The record is from RefSeq and is a predicted model, not a curated record.